This is a messenger RNA of Xenopus laevis (African clawed frog), 1478 nucleotides long. RefSeq names its product translational activator of mitochondrially encoded cytochrome c oxidase I S homeolog (gene taco1.S). Bases 171 to 1040 code for a protein of 289 amino acids. The record is from RefSeq and is a predicted model, not a curated record. Gene Ontology annotation, cellular component: mitochondrion. Lineage: Eukaryota; Metazoa; Chordata; Amphibia; Anura; Pipidae. Gene Ontology annotation, biological process: regulation of mitochondrial translation. The transcript is spliced from 6 exons. Gene Ontology annotation, molecular function: mitochondrial ribosome binding.
GUCAUUGGGCAGGAAGUGAGUGAGCCGGAAGAGCAGCAGCUAUUAGUGUCCCAAGGAGACUGUUCGUGCCCUGGCGGAGGUGCAGUGGAUAGUGCGGGGCUGAUACAGUCUAUACAAGUCGUGCUGCGGCUGCAACUGUGACACACGAGAGAGCCGCUCCUGCUAGGAUUAUGUCCGUGGCCUUGACUAGGAUCUGCUUCGCCCAUAGAAAACACGCUUUGAGGCUCAUUUGCCGAGAACCGCCGGGUCGAUGGUCCCUCCCCAUUGUAGCCUCUCAGGGUCGCGACCUCCACACCUCCUUAGCGGCGUCUGCCGGUCAUAACAAGUGGUCGAAAGUAAAACAUAUUAAGGGCCCCAAGGAUGAAGCAAGGGCCCGGAUAUUUGCCAAACUCUCCAUGAUGAUGAAAGUAGCAGUGAGAGAAGGAGGACCUAACCCAGACCUGAACAGCACCUUAUACCAACUCAUUGAGCAGUGUCGGGAGAGGAACAUGCCAAAGGCUUCCAUAGAGGCGGCUAUCAAAGGAGCGGAUAAAGCUAAACCAUCUUCCUGUGUAUUGUACGAGGGACGGGGGCCUGGGGGAGCUUCUUUGCUCAUAGAGCUUCUAACUGACAACAACAGUCGCACCUAUGCAGAAGUCAAGCUUUUGAUGGGCAAAAAUAGCGGGGUGAUGUGUGAUGGAGCCCGGCACAGUUUUGAUAAGAAGGGGGUGGUGACUGUGCGGAGUCAUGACCGAGACGGAAGUCGUGUCCCUCUAGAGAAGGCCCUAGAGCUAGCGAUUGAGGCUGGAGCAGAAGAUGUACAGGAAGCACAGGAUGAGGAGGAUAAGGACGUAUAUAAGUAUAUAUGUGACAUACCAUCCCUGAGAGAGGUGCGCUCCAGUUUGUCCUCCUUUGGAUUGGUGCCGAUAUCUUCUGGGGCGGAGUUUUGCCCGAAAACCACAGUGCAGCUCUCAGACACGGACAUGGAACAGGCGUCUCAUCUCUUGGAUUUACUAAACAACCACCCGGAGGUUAUUCGUGUCUACGAUAACAUUGAGUAAAUAAAUAGGACAUCCUAAAAACAAGGCACUGCUCAUCAUGGAUCAUAUAAUAUAUACAAUGGAAUCAGAAGAUAUCAGAACAACGUCGUAGAGGAAAGUGGAACCAGUGCUGCUAUUGUUACACUUUCCAAACUUCCAUGAACAUUAAAUAGGAGAUCUUUCUAGUACCAGAUAUUUAUUGGAUUUUAUUUAAAAAAAAAAAAAAAAACCUUGGUUUUACAAGGAAAAUUGGGGCUGGAUAAGCAUCUCCUGAGCAAGAUUCAGUAUGUAUAUUUUCAUGCAGAUUAAUGCAAUGAGAGGUUUCAGGCACAGAUUUUAUAGGUGCAUCAUUACACAAUUAUUAUUAUUUAUUGUGCCUUUUUAAAAAACACAGAAAAGUUCACCUGACCAGCCUUAAAAACCAUUGCACAAAUGUAUAAUAAAAAUUGGAAUAGGCUA